CCAGCCAAUGCACGGCCUCGUCACAAAAACAGCCUGGGUACCCGCAGCCGAGCCCCGCCCAGCAGCGCCACCGGCCCCACCCACCGAUGCCGGCUUAAAGUGAGCCGGCAGAGCGCAAGCGCGCGGUGACGUCACGGGAGGCGUCGGGCGUGGGCGAAACCUUUUGAAUCUGGUUGGCGGGAGUUGCUGCUGCCUUGCGAGUGGUAUGGCAAUGGAGUCCGCCUCGGGAAGCGAGGAGAAUGGAGGAGGUGCGGCGAUAGAGGGGUGCGUGAAUAGGAUCCCGGUACCAAGACCACCCUCCAUUGAGGAAUUCACCAUAGUGAAGCCCAUUAGCCGUGGUGCAUUCGGGAAAGUGUACCUGGGACAGAAAAGCGGCAAGUUGUACGCAGUGAAGGUUGUCAAAAAGGCAGACAUGAUCAAUAAAAAUAUGACUCAUCAGGUACAAGCUGAGAGAGAUGCCCUGGCUCUGAGCAAAAGCCCUUUUGUUGUGCAUCUGUAUUACUCACUGCAGUCAGCAAGCAACAUCUACUUGAUAAUGGAAUAUCUUAUUGGUGGAGAUGUCAAGUCUCUCCUACAUAUAUAUGGUUAUUUUGAUGAAGAGAUGGCUAUAAAAUAUACUUGUGAAGUAGCAUUGGCUUUAGACUACCUGCACAGACAUGGAAUCAUCCAUAGGGAUUUGAAACCAGACAAUAUGCUUAUUUCCAAUGAGGGUCAUAUUAAGCUGACAGAUUUUGGCCUUUCCAAAGUUACUCUGAAUAGAGACAUCAAUAUGAUGGAUAUUCUCACAACACCAUCAAUGUCUAAACCUAAGCAAGAUUAUUCAAGAACUCCAGGACAAGUCUUAUCUCUCAUCAGUUCUUUGGGAUUUUUCACACCAGUUGGAGAAAAAGAUCAAGACUCUGCAAACAUGUUUUCAGCCCCUAAGUCUGAAGCAGAACUUUCUCAAGGAUUAAUUUGUCCCAUGUCAAUAGAUCAGAAGGAGCCAACUUCUUAUUCUAGCCAACUACUAAAAUCAUGUUUUGAAACUCUUUCAUCCAAUCCAGAAAUAUCUGUGAGAUGUCUGACUUCUAACCUACUCCAGUGUAGGAAAAGACUGGGUGCCUCAAGUACUAGUAGCCAGUCUCAUACCUUUGUAUCCAGUAUGGAGUCAGAAUGCCACAGCAGUCCCAAAUGGGAAAGAGACUGCCAGAGUACCGAGUCAUCAGGCUGUGCAAUGAGCUGGAAUGCAGUUGAAAUGCUGUAUGCAAAAGCUACAAGUGCCACAAAGACAAAAACAGAUCUGGAAUUAGCACUUUCUCCCAUUCCUGCCACUGAAAGCAACCAGGUGACCCUCCCUAGAAAAUGCUUCAGGGAAAUCUCUUGGGAAGCAAGAGAACCGGAUAUAAAUAAUGAGAACAUGACUAUUGACAAAGGACAGUCUGGUUUCUGUCAGUCCAGUCAGUGGACUGUAAAUUCUAGUGCUACAUCUGAAGAACACCUUGGUAAAAGAAAUUGUAAAAGAAAUUUCCACUUGGUUGACUCUAGUCCUUGUCGGGAAAUUAUACAAAGUAAAAAAAACUGUAUAGAGUAUGAGGCCAAUAAGGAAAGGCCAGGCUGCUGUGCAAAUCAAAGUACGGGCUUAACAACCGAAGUCCAGAACCUGAAGCUAUCAGUGUGCAAAAGUCAGCAACUUGACUGUGCCAAUAAGGAGAACAUUGCCACCUAUUUAACUGACAGACAAACCCCAGAAGAACUGCAUAUACCAACGGUAGCAAAGAACCUUAUAUCUGAACUAGAUGAAGACUGCGAGCUGACCAGUAAAAAGGACUGCCUCAAUUCUAAUUCUGUAUGUUCUGAUGAGGAUAGAGCUCCUAAAACUGUCUGUGUGGAUUCUGAUUCAUCUUUUCCUGGAGUGUCUAUGAUGGAAAGUUCACUGGAAAUUCAGGCCUUAGAACCAGAUAAAAGCAUCAGAGACUACUCUUUUGAAGACCCAAAUACUGAAGAUCUAUUUAUGUUACCAAAAUGCCAAGAAAAUUCCUUGCCAAAAGAUGACUACCAUGCUUCUGUUCAAGACAAUAACCGAAUGUUAGCUCCUCCUUCAAAGGAGCCAAAAACAUUAACCUCUAGAACCAAUGUCAUUGCUUUCCGAAGUUUUAACAGUCAUAUUAACGCAUCUAGUAAUUCAGAACCAUCCAAAAUGAGCAUAACUUCUUUAGAUGCUAUGGACAUUUCCUGUGAUUACAGUGGUUCAUAUCCCAUGGCUGUGAGCCCUACUGAGAAAGGAAGGGCCUAUACGUCACAUCAGACUCCAAAUCAGGUCAAGUUGGGAACAUCAUAUAGAACUCCAAAGAGUGUGAGAAGAGGGGCACCCCCAGUAGAUGAUGGUCGUAUUCUAGGAACCCCAGAUUACCUCGCACCUGAGCUCUUACUGGGUACAGCCCAUGGUCCUGCAGUAGACUGGUGGGCACUUGGAGUUUGCUUGUUCGAAUUUCUAACAGGAAUUCCUCCUUUCAAUGAUGAAACACCACAACAAGUAUUUCAGAAUAUUUUAAAAAGAGAUAUCCCAUGGCCAGAAGGUGAAGAAAAGCUAUCUGAUAAUGCUCAAAGUGCAAUGGACAUGCUUUUAACUAUUGAUGAUGCAAAGAGAGCUGGAAUGAGAGAACUAAAACAGCAUCCUCUCUUCAGUGAAGUGGACUGGGAAAAUCUGCAGCAUCAGACUAUGCCUUUUGUACCCCAACCAGACGACGAAACAGAUACAUCCUAUUUUGAAGCCAGGAAUAAUGCUCAACAUUUGACCAUAUCUGGGUUUAGUCUGUAGCACAUGCAUGUCAUUUUUAUCUAACUUGUGAUAUAAUUAAGUUUUACAGUAAUAUGCUACGUAAUACUAGAUUGGUCUAAAUGGGAUAAAAAUCAUUAUUUAACUAGACUAAACAGCUUUUAAUUCCUAAGUACAACAGUUGUUACAGAGUUAAAAUACUAUAAGAAACAGUAAUUAAUCUUUACCUUAGAACUGUAUAUAAACCAUAGUAGCUUUUUUCAUUUUAUUUAUUCACUGCACUUUAUGAAGAGCAAAGUAUCAAUAAACUAAAAUGCUACCACUCUAAACAGAGGGAAUGAGCAUAAGCUUAUCUGUAUCUGCUGAUUUUAGUUCUAUUCACUUUGGGGUUAAUAUCAAACCAAAAAAAAAAAGGACUCUUUCAUUUAAAUUUACUUUAUUUGCACAUGGUUACAUGUAAAGCUGUUCUCAGGGCUGUCAUAUGAGACAAACACGACUGUGAAAAUCAUGUGAGCCAGACAUGAUGGUUGAAGUCCCCAUAUUCGGGAGCAAAUGCAACACAGGAAUAUGACUGUAAUUUGAAGACUAAGGCCAGCCAGGACUGUAUUAUUCAGUAGUAUGUCUCUGCAGAGUGUGGACUAGUCAAAAGAACGAAGGUUCUACCUCACCUUAUUAGUGAUGGAGUCUCACUGCCUUGAAUGCUCUUGGUGCUUCCCUCUAAAUUCCUGCUUCUUUAAAUGGGUAGUGGAAAGGUUGGGUGUGAUACUUUAAGUGGUUUUAAUAGCUUGUUCACUUUUAAUAGAAAAAUUUAUACUUUAUGUCAUAUCGUUUCAAACAUCAUGAGACAAUAGUAAUAAUUACUUUUGCUUACAAAAUGUAACUGUAACUAGUAAUUUCAGUAUCAUUCUUUUCCAAGAAUAUGUACCAAGACUCAGCUCACAAGUCUUAAACUAGAUGACACUUUCAAUAUUUCCCUAGAAGAGCAAAAUUAAGAUUUACAUGUAUCAUGGGUAAGGUUUUGCUAAUACCUUUUUGCAUAGUAGGCUUAGUGCUUCCAUUGCCACCUAGUUACAGGCCAGAUAGAAUGUAGUUUGCAAAAAUGCAUAAUCAGUGCUGGGUAUUGAAUCUUUACUGUGCGUAUUUUAGUAAGGACUACUUAAUGUUCCAGUCACCUUUUUUACUAAAAAUAUUCCAAAUAUAUUUACAACUUCAUUUACUAUGACUCACUUUCAGGUAACAGCAUAAUUCUACAGUCUAUUUACUCUAUCAUCCUCUUAGAGGGUUUGCAAGAACUAGAAAGAAAAGAGCCUUUGGAAUCAAAUAAUGACUAAAUGACUGUGCUGCCAAACUGAAAUGAUGUGGGCAGGUUAAAAGUGAGCACUAAGAUGCUGGAGGUAGCAAAUGCUUAGUGUGCAAAGGACCAUGUGUUCAAUCCCCACUAACACACAAAUAAUAAUUACUUUGUAGAAUGAGAAUAAGCAGAACUAUAUUAAGAAACAAACCUGGGGUUUAAGAGUCCUGGCAUAUGAUAUGAGAGCACUGGACCCCAGCUAUGGCGACUGUUAAAAAUGAGUCUGCAGAAGCAAGUCCCUAGUGGCUUCUUAAAUCAAAUCAUUGAACACUGGUUACAGUAAAAUUAAAUUCUGCUGUGGAUUACUGAAGACUCCUUGCCUGCCUGGGGCUACAUGAAUAUGGCACUGAAAUAGUCAGAAAAGUAUGUAAACAGGUGGCUGAAUAAGCAGGGAAACAAGGUACUUAACUAUAUGUAAGGAUACAGAAGAGAUGGAUGGGACAACACUAUAUUUUUUGUAAAAUGCUUUUUUCUGCUUUCCCUGUUUUCACAGAGUGAAUCAUAAACAGUUUGCACAUUUA
Mastomys coucha (southern multimammate mouse) is the source of this 4627-nucleotide messenger RNA. RefSeq names its product microtubule associated serine/threonine kinase like (gene Mastl). The record is from RefSeq and is a predicted model, not a curated record. Gene Ontology annotation, cellular component: nucleus. Gene Ontology annotation, biological process: intracellular signal transduction; peptidyl-serine phosphorylation. Bases 206 to 2797 code for a protein of 863 amino acids. The transcript has 12 exons. Lineage: Eukaryota; Metazoa; Chordata; Mammalia; Rodentia; Muridae. Gene Ontology annotation, molecular function: protein serine/threonine kinase activity; ATP binding.